AUACAUACUUGAUAAAAAUAACUUUAGCUGCAAAUAUAAAUAUUAUUCAGAAUACGAAUUUACGGCUUCACAGAUGUAAACAAAGUUGCUGCCAACUUGAUGGUAAAGGUGAAAAAGUCAAAUUAAAAAGUUGUUGAAGGAACACUGAUUGCCAUGGCAUCAAAAGAGGAAUUAGAACAUGCAUACUCUCCUUCAAGAUGGUCUCACAGAAUGGGUCCAGAUGAUGUCAUUAAUGCUCAUAUCAAAGCUCUCACAGAUGGAAGUAAUAAAGCAAAAGAAUGUACAGAUUGUGAGAUAGGUUUCAGUUAUGGUUUGUCAGAGAAAGAGAAAUAUGACGUGUUUGGAGCUCAAACUUUACCUGGUGAUGCUCCUAUAUUUGUAUAUAUACAUGGUGGAUACUGGUCAGCUUUAGGUCGUGAGAUGUCAAGUUUUAUGGUACCCGUGUUAUGUAAGGCUGGUGCUGUAGUUGUUGCAGUGGGAUAUGAUCUUGCUCCACAAGCAAACAUGGAUGUAAUAGUAUCGCAGGUGAAGAAAGCUGUUAGUUUUGUUCUCACCUUGGCAACCAGACGAGGGUCAAGUGGUGUUUAUUUAUGUGGACAUUCAGCUGGUGCCCAUCUGGCAGCUUUAAUGUUGUCACAGAACUGGUUACAGGAAACCAUGGUCAGUCACAGUCUCAUAAAAGGAGGUUUGUUAGUGAGUGGUGUGUAUGAUCUGACACCGUUAGUUAAUACAUAUAUAAAUGAUCCUCUCAAAAUGACACAAGAAAAUGCAGUAAGAAACAGCCCAGUGACACAUCUUGACAAGAUUGCGGAAUUUAGUGAGAAGCGUAGAUUAAUUGUUGCCUAUGGUGAUCAUGACCGGCCUGAAUUCAAGCGUCAGAGUACAGAGUUCAACAGUGCUCUUUUAUAUAAAGGUAUUCUGUCUACGUUGAUGGUCAUAGCAGAUACAGACCAUUUUAAUGUGAUAGAAAAUCUACGUCUGGAGGAAUACAGUCUCAGUCAGGAAAUAAUAAAUUUAAUGAAUCUAAAUAUUGAUACAACACUGGACCAGAUGCAGUCAGCAAAUUUAUCUUAGCGUACAUAUAUAAACACUUUGUGUAAAUUUUAACUCACACCAGAAUGUUUAAAAUGGUACAGGGAACCAGUCGUUCAAACUAGUAGUGUGAUUUGUAUAUAAAUUUGGGAACCAGCUAAGAACAUACUUUAUAUGAGGAAACUGUCCAGCUUGAGAUGGUUGUCUGCUCUACCUAAAUGCUCCCCUCAUUAUUUGUACAAGAAUGGUGUAGGGAACCAGUCUUUCAAACUAGUAGUGUGAAUUGUAUAUAAAUUUCGGAACCAGCUUAAAACAUACUUUAUAUGAGGAAACUGUUCUGCUAGAGAUGGUUAUCUGCUCAAUCUAAAUGCUCCCCUCAUUAUUUGUACAAGAGUAAGCAUAAUUUGUACAAGAGUAAGUUAUAUAAGUUAUAUAAGUUAAAUAAGUCAUAUUGGCAACUUAAAUACAGGGUAUAAUAAAACAUCAAGAAGUACCACUGCUUAAGUGUUAGCAAUUCUCUAACAGUUAACAAAAUAUGUGAACAUAGGAACCUGAAAUGUCAUUUCUUUUGUAUUAAAGUCUAUUACAGUAAUUCAAUAUGGCCGGUUUGAUGUAAAAUUUGUAUACUUGUACUUUUAAAAACACUUUUA
This is a messenger RNA of Ruditapes philippinarum (Manila clam), 1682 nucleotides long. RefSeq names its product kynurenine formamidase-like. Bases 154 to 1074 code for a protein of 306 amino acids. The record is from RefSeq and is a predicted model, not a curated record. The transcript has 12 exons. Gene Ontology annotation, molecular function: hydrolase activity. NCBI's taxonomy places the organism in Eukaryota, Metazoa, Mollusca, Bivalvia, Venerida, Veneridae.